Molecule: messenger RNA, 2557 nt
Organism: Engraulis encrasicolus (European anchovy)
Lineage: Eukaryota; Metazoa; Chordata; Actinopteri; Clupeiformes; Engraulidae
Gene: ifit8
Product: interferon-induced protein with tetratricopeptide repeats 8
Exons: 3
Coding region: 83-1465 (460 amino acids)
Biological process (GO): defense response to virus
Cellular component (GO): cytosol
Molecular function (GO): protein binding
Source: RefSeq, a predicted model, not a curated record
GUACUUAAGGUCUGUAAACUACCUUAUCAGUUAUGCAUAGACGAUAUGCCUACAGCUGAUCCGUCUGUCAAAGGAUGCAUAGAUGAGCAUUAUGUCUGUGCCAGGCAGUGAGAUCCUGCUUGAAGCUGAUCUGAGGCAGCUGGAGUGUCACCACACCUGGGACUUAAACAAAGACGACACUGACCUCAACUUCCUAGAGGUCAAGUUCAGUGAAAGCCUCCAAUCCUCCCAGGGCUACGUCGGUAACGUGGCCGAAUACGGCCUGAACUUUUUGGCCUACGUGAAAUUCUUGCAGGGUCACAGCGCCGCGUCCCUCGAAAACCUUCAACUGGCCCUGCAGCAAAAUUCCUGCCGCGCUGAAAAAUGUGCCGUGACCUACGCAUGCUUGGCCUGGGUGCAGCACCACGUGGGGGACGUGGAUGCAGCCAAGUGCUACCUCCAGAAAACAAAAGAGGCCUGUGGAGCCUGUGUGAGCUCACACUCCACCACCCAGCCCCCUCUCCCUCCCCCUCCCCCUCGGCAGGUGCUCAGCGAAAAGGCCUGGGCCCUCCUGUUCUUCUCCAAAAAGCAGCACUAUUACAGCCGAGCCAAAGAGAUCUUCCAGGAGGCCCUGUUGAAGGAACCCGACGACAAGGAGUGGAACACGGGCUACGCCUUCGCCCUGUUCCGUCUGGAGGGCCUGGAGACCAGAGAGGACAAGAGGCUGCCCGUCGUCGUCUCCCCUGCCGUCCAGCAGCUGAAAAGAGCCAUGGCCCUCGACCCCGACAACCCCAUGAUCCGCGUGUACCUGGGCCUGAAGUGCUACAAGAACGGCAGGAACGCGGAGGCCUGGGAGCACAUGAGGAGGGCCCUGGGCAUGGCCCCGGACAACCUGGUGGUGGUGCUGCAGGUGGCCAAGUUCAUGAAGAAGGAGCAGUCGCACGACAUGGCCCUGCACGUGCUGCUCAGGAUGCUGAAGAGGGCGCCAAACUCCUCUCGCUUGCACCACGAGAUCGGCAACAACUACCGCUGGAAGGCCAUCGCCAUGAAGCAGCCCCACCACCCCAAACUCCUCAAGCGAUGCAUCUUCCACUUCGAGGAGGGUGCUCGCCUGAAUCCUGCCUUCAUAUACCCUCAGGUGGAGUUGGCGCUGAGGUAUGCAGAGGUGAACAACAUAGCAGAGGCGGAGAGAAAAUUCCAGAAGCUGUUUUCCCUUCCUGACCUUCAGGCCAAAGACCUCCAGGCCUGCCACCGCAUGUAUGGGGACUUCCACCUGCACCGGCUCGGCGCUGAGAAGACUGCCGUGGAGCACUACAAGCACGGGAUGAGGCUGCAGAACAUCUCUACUGAAUGGACCCGCUGUCGUUCCCGCCUUUUGAAAAUCAUGAAGCCUUAUCAGGACAUUUAUAAAAUUUGUGAAUUCAUUGAUUCGUUCAGAAGUGGAGAAGCACAUGAUCAUAAGCAGACAGAUCCUGCUGCCCAUUAGUCUGCCAGGUCUGAAUGAGUUACCAGAAGUAGAUAUUUUGAAUCUUUGGAGAUUUCUAAUCCCAGCCCAAAGCACGUUGCACAGCUCACUCACGUACACCAGCAACAAUAAUGUAGAAGCCAAAUUAACCUACAUGUGGUUGAGUUUGAAUUUGUAUUUGCAACUUUUGGAAGCUUAAAUGAUAUCUGCUAUGUUUGCAUGCUUACUUGUAAACAUUUUGUCUACAUUUUAAAUAUUUAUCUUACUUGUGUUGGAUGAAAAUCUGUGCUGAGUGAUUCAGUUUAGAACACAAUUUGUAGACAUGAAAUAGGUGUAGGCUACAGUUUUACAAUAUAAUUUAGGCUUGGUACAAACAACAUUAUAUGUGUCUGGAUUUCAAUCCCAGACACGUCUCUCAGAGCAAAAGUGACAAAAUCGCCAUUACAGUUUUGUUUUUGUGAUUUUCAUCUUUUUUGAAGAAUGUGCCAGGUGAUCACAGGAAGAAGCUACCCAGUGUUUAAGAAAACAUUAUUGGGCUGUUUCAAAGAUAACAUUGUGUCUUUAAAAGGGACAAUUUAAUGUGUUUUAUAUGGGAAAGAGAGAAAAUUUCAGGGCAGAAUUCUUUGCUUUCCACUUUAAAAAAGUGAGCACAUUCAGAAGUCCACAUAUUCUUCAGAUAUUACCAGAUUGCCAUGUGUAAGGUAUCGUUGAAGUCAUGGAAUCUGCACUCUCAGAAGAAUAUAUGACUAUGUCUCAGAGCAUACUUGCAGCCUGUUUUCCUGUGGCUGGUCACAUAUAGCCUACAUUAUUACCGGUAGGCCUAUAUAUCCUGUUCAUACAGUAGCCAAUAGGCCCAUGCCAUAAUGCCCAUACAGUGUAAGCUACAAGCUUUUUAUGUGAAUGCAAGCCUACGCCUUUAUGCGAUUCCCUUGACUUUUACAUGUAGCCUAUUAUUGCCCAUUGAUGAAUAUUGUGAGUAUUAUACUUUUUCAUGUUGCUUUAAUUUCUUGUUGCCAUGAAUUGUGCAAUAAAUGAGUAUUUGAAAACUCUCCAGGGUAUACAAUUGAAUGCACUUCCCAGACUCAUUUUAUUUCUAGGAUUGCUAAAUAAUCU